Molecule: messenger RNA, 2567 nt
Organism: Lingula anatina
Lineage: Eukaryota; Metazoa; Brachiopoda; Lingulata; Lingulida; Lingulidae
Product: porphobilinogen deaminase
Biological process (GO): heme biosynthetic process
Cellular component (GO): cytoplasm
Molecular function (GO): hydroxymethylbilane synthase activity
Source: RefSeq, a predicted model, not a curated record
UUUACGGAAGUUGAGUGAAACAGUCAUACAGCCAACGCGUCAUGGGAAAGGACGUAAAGAAAGUCGUGCGGGUGGGAACCCGAAAAAGUCAGCUUGCCCUUAUACAGACCCAUCAUGUGAUAGCGCUGCUGUCUGAAUUAUACCCAAAUAUUGAGUUUGAAGUCAUUAAAAUGUCCACAACUGGUGACAAGGUUUUGGAUACAGCCCUGUCUAAGAUUGGAGAAAAAAGUCUAUUCACCAAAGAGCUAGAGUUUGCCCUCGAGGACAAGAGAGUGGAUUUUGUUGUCCAUUCCUUGAAGGAUCUUCCUUCUACCCUUCCUCCUGGCAUGAUCAUAGCAGGGGUGCUAGAGAGGGAGAGUCCCUGUGACGCAGUUGUCUUCCAUCCAGAUGUGAAGGACAAGAAAUUACAGAGUCUUCCACAGGACAGUAUAAUUGGCACAAGCUCCUUACGCAGGGCAUCACAGCUGAAAAGACAGUUUCCUCAGCUCAAGUUUCAAGAUGUUCGGGGCAAUCUGAACACGAGACUUCGUAAGCUGGACACCGGAGAUACCUAUUCAGCUCUUGUGUUGGCCGAGGCAGGGCUGAAGAGAAUGCAGUGGAAUGACAGAAUUGAUGAGGUCCUGUCCCCUGAUGUUUGUAUGUAUGCUAUAUGCCAGGGAGCUCUGGCUGUGGAAUGCAGGGACAAUGACACUGAAACCCUGGAACUGAUUAGUAAACUGCAGCACAGAGAGUCUCUUCUUAGAUGUGUGGCAGAGAGAGCUUUCUUGAAGAAACUGGAGGGUGGAUGCAGUGUUCCUGUAGCUGUCCACAGUGAGCUGGCAGAUGACAACUUGAUGCUGAAGGGGGGAGUGUUCUCACUUGAUGGCACAGAAGCUGUAAUAGACUCUAUCAAUGUAAAACUUCCAGAGGAAGGAGAGAGGUCUCCUAAGAGGAGCCGCAGUGUCUUUGUUCCAUCAUGUGCAAGUGUCGUGUCCAAUCAAGUUUCAUUCCACGUGAUGCAGGCUGCAGAGGCUGCUGGGAUACGUGUUGCUGAACUGCUGCUAGCAGAAGGGGCGGGACCCAUUUUGGAACACUCACGACAACACACAGAGGCUCAUACAAAACGGCACCCAUCUGGUGCGCCUGCUUGCCCAUACUUUGAAACUGUGAAAAAGGAGCUGGAAACAGAGGGAGUGAUUGAUAAAAAUGAUGGCCACGUAAUAGACCAUGUGCCUCCUAGAAGACCCAGCGCGGGUGAUGAAAUUGAGGGGUUGCCGCACUGUCCAUAUUUUGAAGUUGUCGACAAUAGUGAGGCUGAUGCCACAGAUGCAGGCAGCAAUGGUAAUGGUGUUGUCAAAGAGACCCCUGUUGUCAUAGAGACACCUGUUGUCAAGGAGACACUUGUUGAGACUAAGAGUAAUAUACAGUUGAAGGAGGCUAAAACAAAUGGCUCUGCUGCAAAGUGUCCAUUUCAUAAUGUAACAGAUACAAAGUAGUAAAAUUGUGGGGUACAAGACCUACAUCACUGCCAUAUAUCUGCGCAAAAUUCCAUAAGUUUAAAAAUAUUUAUAAGUUAAUUUUUUCUUUAUGUCUGCUAGUACUAUUACUACUGUUUUGUUUUUUAAUCAAUUCCUGAAAUCCACAAAGAGUUUGAUAUUGUCUCAAAGAUUUGCCACCACCUAGUAUUUUAUAUUAAGAGCUUGACAUUAUUAUGUCCAUUUUCUUUUGGCACUCAUAUUUCCAUUUUAAUUUAGAUGCUCUUGCUUAAUAUCUAAUGUGGGUUAGAGGGCUAGAUAUUUUUUUAAAAAUUCUUAUUUGAACAGAAAGCAUAUUUUAUGCUUUUUAAGUCUGUGAUUGUUCAUGACAUGACCUUUGUUAAUAUGUUUGUCUUCUUGUAUUUUGCCAAAGUGAUAGAUUAAAUAAAAAUGACUGCCUAGUUAACUAGUAAUGGUACCAAUUAUAUUAUUAAACUCAAAUAUAUCACACAUAGAGCAGAGGUACACUGAAGCUUUAGAUUAAAUUAUCCAUUAUUUUCACAAUUAUAGUUUUAUUUAAAAUAAGUUUUAAGUGGAGAAGGCAGCUAACUUAUAGUAUCUUAUAGAUAUGGUAUUUAUCAUCCUUGUUUUCACAGAUGUUUUAUUUUAAGAAAGUAUAACAUUUCUUUAAAUAUUUUAUAUAAAAAUUGUUGGCAAUUGAAGAUUGCAAACUAUAAGCAAGUGGCCCUUGUGUUGAGACGAUCUCUCUUACAGAUGUUUCUUUUCCAAUAUUUUACAAGAAAUGCUUUCAUUUCUUCAGUCCAACCUCCUGAGCAUGAAAACAGCUGUUUGUUUGUUUUUUGUUUUUUUUUAAAUAUUUUUAAUUAAGCACUUUCAGCAAAGUUCUUGAUUAUCUUUUGUUCGUUGUAUUGUGCAAUACCCCAGUCAUUGUUCAUGUUAAAUGUUUAAUUAAAUUCUUUGAGUAUGUACAUAUAUUAUAAUAUUUGACAGAUAAAUCUUAUAAAAAUUGUACUAUAACAGCUGUUAAGUGAUGGUACAGGUUUUCAUGUACAAAUGUAUAUCUGAAGUAGCUAAUAAAUAGUUGGAGAGAGA